Molecule: messenger RNA, 876 nt
Organism: Aphanomyces astaci
Lineage: Eukaryota; Oomycota; Saprolegniomycetes; Saprolegniales; Verrucalvaceae
Exons: 1
Coding region: 46-723 (225 amino acids)
Biological process (GO): regulation of DNA-templated transcription
Molecular function (GO): DNA-binding transcription factor activity; sequence-specific DNA binding
Source: RefSeq, a predicted model, not a curated record
GUGACAUCAUGCUUUAUCUCCAACCUGUGCACAAUCCAAUUUGCCAUGAUCCUGGACACCAAAGUCGUCGAGCUGCAAGCUACAAACCAAGGCGGCAUGCAGACUGCACAAGGUGACGACGAAACGAAAGUGGCACAAGGUGACGACAUUGACAUGCCAUCAUCGACACCUUUGAACUCUUCCCCACGCCAACAACUGCUUGGAACGAUCCACAUCGAGUUGCGUUCGACGUACUUGCAACGAUUGCACAACAUGCUCGAGCGUUGUCCGGCGAAUCUCGCAUCGUGGACCACCGAUGGCACGUCCUUUGCAAUUUACAACCCCCACGCGUUGGAAAUGCAUGUUCUGCCCCAAUACUUCAUGACGACCAAAUUCACAAGCUUUUUACGCCAACUGUCGUUGUACAGAUUCAAAAAGACACAUUACACCGCGUCCAAUGGGGUCAUGGCGCUGCGAUUUCAACACAAACAGUUCACUCGAAACGACCCCAAUGCGGUGGUGGCAAUGGUGAGGCGAUAUAGAGCACGGCCGUCGCAGUCAAAGGCGCAACAGCACAACGCUGUAUCACGAGAAGAGCUGAAGGCCAUCUUGAUCGGACUACUCGAAAGUGUUCGUACCCUUCAGUCGGAGCUAUCGAAGACCAAGGCAUCCUUGCUCGCUCAACACAACGAAGCGAAACAUGCCUCAGAAAAUACUAGCGUCCAAAAUGUCCCAGGACCUUGAACUUAAAAUUGGAUGUCCACAAUCAGGCGACAAGCGUCGUUUACAGUUAAUUCGUAACGACAUCCCGCCGAACUUAGAUUGGAGACACUCAGGCGACAAUUCUGCCGAAAGAAUUGUUUUAAGAGAAUAAAUAUCUCGACUGAUAUCGACUGA